Leishmania braziliensis MHOM/BR/75/M2904 is the source of this 1092-nucleotide messenger RNA. RefSeq lists its product as hypothetical. Lineage: Eukaryota; Euglenozoa; Kinetoplastea; Trypanosomatida; Trypanosomatidae. Bases 1 to 1092 code for a protein of 363 amino acids. The record is from RefSeq and is a predicted model, not a curated record. The transcript has a single exon. Gene Ontology annotation, cellular component: plasma membrane; Golgi apparatus; endoplasmic reticulum.
AUGGUGGAUCUAACCCCUAAGCCACAUUCAAAAAACCGCCUUGAGCAGCAGCAGCUGCCGCACAUCUAUGCUCGUCAUUCACCGCUAUCUGUCUCUGUUAUCUUUUUUCUUGUGGCACUCGCAACUAUACCGUUGGGUAUCGUCGUUAUCGUGAGCGGGGAUAGAACGACAGAACUUGAUUUUCGUUACGACCAUAUCAACAACUACAAGUUUGUAAUAGGGGCAGCUGGUAAGCACGCUGUCAAUUUCACAUUCAAUGGCACCAUGUUUUCUACUGGCGUCAAAACGCGGCUCAUGUUCUCGUUGUCUACCAGCCUCACACCUCCAGUGUACAUGAUGUAUCGCAUUUCUCCGCUCUUUCAAAACUACCGCUUCUUUACUACAUCCGUGGACCAUGAACAACUUAGGGGCGGUACCGAUGAAGUCAUGAAGAGUUGCGCUCCAUUCCGCUUUCCUGGUGAGGUUAGUGGCGUUAGCGUCGCCGGCUACUACAACCCAUGUGGCGCCUACCCCUGGUUCCUGUUCAACGACAGUAUCAGUUUGUACACGAUGAACGGCACGCUCAUCUGCGACGGCGGCGCCUUCACGCUCAACGGAACGAGUCUGAGGGCAGAUAACAAGUGCGUGAAGACUGGCAUCGCUCUCCGAAGGGAUGUCAACGUAAGAUAUAAGCCCCCAAGAGAGAUCCCCGGCCAAGGUCCGAUGUGGAGUGCAGGCGGCAAUAUGUCAGCCACCGAUCCAUUUCUGAAACAAGGCUACUACUUUGGCGAGCCUGGUCACAAUAUCCCAUCCAGCCUUGACGAGGAUUUGAUGGUGUGGCUCGACCCUGCUUUCACAUCUGAUGUGGCAAAGGACUACCGUAUUAUCAACGUCGGUUUGCCAGCCGGUGACUAUUACUUCGAGAUCAUAGAACAGUUUCCGACUUCACCGUACGGAACAGAGAAGUUUGUGCAACUCGCUACUCGAUCAUGGAUUGGCGGGAAGAACCACCAUCUCGGCGCUUUGCUUAUAUUCAUUGGUGGCGUGGCCUUUAUCACGGCAUUAAUGCUUCUGUCAGCGCAGUGCUUCGUUAUGCCAAGAUAUACAAAGUAG